GGCUAUAGGCCUAUGACAGCUAAUGCUAUGUUAGCUUAAGCUAGUCAGUGUUUAUGUUGAUGUCUGUGCUUAACGCGACAAAACAAAUAUUUAAAUGAGAUAUUACUGCCUAUCUUUGGCUAUAUUUGUCAGCUACUCUUUCGCUGGAGAAUAUGUUCAUUUUGAAACUUGGCAAACGCACUUAGCGAGCGGAAGCUAGUCAACGCUAGCCACGAUGCUAAUUUGAAGCUAAUAGUAUUGUCGGUAUCUGGUGUAACGCUGCUUCCCUGCUUAGGUUAACCAAACCUGGCGUUGUUCUGUUUGUGCGAGUGAUGUUGGUAAUAAAUGGAUGAAUGAAUGAGGGGUGCACUGACGAUGGCGUUGACUGUGGACGUUCCGCCAGAGUAAUUCAGCAGGGUGAGCUCGGAUGCAACGAUGUCUUGUAAAUCAACCAAAGUGGCCCCGAGUGUUGAUUUCGACCACAGUUGCUCUGACAGUGUGGAAUAUUUGACUCUCAAUUUUGGCCCGUUUGAGACUGUUCACCGCUGGAGAAGGCUUCCUCCAUGUGAUGAGUUUGUUGGAGCAAGGCGCAGCAAGCACACCGUUGUGGCAUACAGGGAUGCUAUAUACGUGUUUGGAGGAGACAAUGGGAAGAACAUGCUAAAUGACUUGCUCCGUUUUGAUGUGAAGGACUGCUCGUGGUGUCGAGCCUUCACCACUGGAACGCCACCUGCUCCCAGAUAUCAUCAUUCAGCUGUUGUGUAUGGCAGCAGCAUGUUUGUUUUUGGUGGCUACACUGGAGACAUCUACUCAAACUCAAACCUCAAAAACAAGAAUGACCUUUUUGAGUACAAGUUUGCAACAGGGCAGUGGACAGAAUGGAAAGUGGAGGGCAGUUUGCCAGUAGCAAGGUCUGCACAUGGUGCCACAGUGUACAGUGAUAAACUGUGGAUAUUUGCUGGCUAUGAUGGGAAUGCCAGGCUGAAUGACAUGUGGACUAUCAGCCUCCAGGACAGAGAACAUGCUUGUUGGGAGGAGAUUGAUCAAAGUGGUGAGAUCCCCCCAUCCUGCUGCAACUUUCCUGUGGCCGUAUGUAGGGACAAGAUGUUUGUGUUUUCUGGACAGAGUGGUGCGAAGAUAACCAACAACCUCUUCCAGUUUGAAUUCAAUGGUCACAUAUGGACACGCAUCCCUACAGAACACUUGCUGCGAGGCUCUCCUCCACCUCCUCAGAGACGUUACGGGCACACCAUGGUAGCUUUUGACCGCCAUUUGUAUGUGUUUGGAGGUGCUGCCGACAACACUCUGCCCAACGAGCUGCACUGUUACGAUGUGGACUCUCAGACAUGGGAGGUGAUCCAGCCCAGCCUGGACAGUGAGAUGCCCAGUGGGAGACUCUUCCACGCAGCUGCUGUGAUUCAAGAUGCCAUUUACAUCUUUGGAGGGACUGUGGAUAACAAUGUGCGAAGUGGAGAGAUGUAUAGGUUCCAGUUCUCAUGCUACCCCAAGUGUACUCUCCAUGAGGACUAUGGCAAACUCUGGGAGAACCGUCAGUUUUGUGAUGUGGAAUUUAUUCUUGGCGAGAGGGAAGAGAAAGUCUUGGGCCACAUUGCUAUAGUAACCGCUAGGUGCCAGUGGCUGCGUAAGAAAAUCCUGCAGGCUCGGGACAGGCAGAGACAGAAGAUUAAACAGGAGAGCAGUGAGGAAAGUGAUGAAGGGGCAGCUGGAGGUCCAAAGGAUAUCCCGGAGGGGAACAGGCCUUCAGGAACUCAGCCGCUGCUUGAAGUGUGUAUCAGAGAAGCAGAGGCUCAGCCGUUUGAAGUCUUAAUGCAGUUUCUCUACACAGACAAGAUCCAGUACCCACGCAGAGGCCAUGUUCAGGAUGUUCUUCUAAUCAUGGAUGUAUACAAGCUCGCCCUCAGUUUUAAACUUUCUCGACUGGAGCAGCUCUGUGUGCAGUACAUUGAGGCAUCUGUAGACCUGCAGAACGUUCUCAGUGUUUGUGAAAAUGCCAACAAGCUGCAGCUGGACCAACUGAAGGAACACUGCCUUAAUUUUGUGGUAAAGGAAUCACACUUCAACCAGGUGAUUAUGACAGAAGAGUUCGAACACCUGUCCACACCACUGAUUGUGGAAAUAGUGCGACGUAAACAGCAACCUCCCCCAAGGCUGUACUCUGAUCAGCCUAUGGAUAUCGGAACCUCCCUGGUGCAGGACAUGAAAGCUUACCUGGAAGGAGGUGGCCUGGAGUUCUGUGACAUUAUUCUGCUGUUAGACGGACACCCACGUCCUGCUCAUAAAGCCAUACUGGCAGCCCGCUCCAGUUACUUUGAGGCGAUGUUCCGCUCCUUCAUGCCUGAGGACGGUCAGGUGAAUAUUUCUAUUGGCGAGAUGGUUCCAAGUAAACAGGCUUUUGAGUCCAUGCUGCGCUAUAUUUACUAUGGAGACGUCAACAUGCCUCCUGAGGACUCCCUCUAUCUGUUUGCAGCACCGUAUUACUAUGGAUUCUCAAAUAAUAGGUUACAGGCUUAUUGUAAGCAGAAUCUGGAGAUGAACGUCACUGUGGAGAAUGUCUUGCAGAUUCUGGAAGCAGCUGAUAAGACUCAGGCUCUGGACAUGAAGAAGCACUGCCUCCACAUUAUUGUCCAUCAGUUCAUUAAGGUAUCCAAGCUUCCUAACCUGCGGUCUCUGAGCCAGCUGCUGCUGUUGGACAUCAUUGAGUCUCUAGCUACACACAUAUCAGACAAACAGUGUGCUGAGAUGGGCUCUGACAUAUAGGAUGACAUGGACAGACAGGUGUAUUCUCUUCAAACAAGCCGUGCAUGUCUGCUCCACCUUCUACUCAUUCCCUCCUUCAUGCAGUACGUUUUUAUGUUGGUCCUUGCAUGUUAUGAGCCCCACAGUUGCCUUAAUUUCAUGCCAUAUGAAACUUGUUUAUGUGAAAAUGCUGUCAGAUGUAUGUUAUCUGCAUCUCAGUCCACAGAGAAACAACUAGCUAAAUUAUAGCUCAGGAAAGAUCACUGAUCAGAAAGUGUUAUAUAUAUACACACAUUUUUAAUUUAGAGUUCAUACAACAGUUUCCCCAAGGUUUCAUUAGUUUUUUUUUUUAAGACAAAUAUUCAGUGUAUCAUAGAAAUUAAAUUAGUGGCUCGAGGAAGGUUUCUGCUUCUGUCCACUGCAAAUACAUCAAGUGACUGUGUAACAUGUUUCCACUCCACGUGACUUGUUUUAACUUUAUAGACAUCUUGUAUUUUGAUUUUAGCAAAGCUGUACUAAAUGCUGUGGGGACUGAAAAUCAGAAUGUGUACUUUGUUCAGUGCUUGGCUGACAUUAGCACAGAAACUAUUACUGAUAUUAACCACUUCUUAACUGCAAUUGACAAACAUGAGCUCGUUAUUUGUGCAAUACAAAAACAUGGAUUGAGUGACUUUUCUGUGCUGUUAAUGCAUUCCAUGUAUUUAAGGCCUUAAUAAAUCUCUUGUGAAAUGGCUUGUGUUAA
Thalassophryne amazonica is the source of this 3478-nucleotide messenger RNA. It is a transcript of the gene lztr1, whose product is annotated as leucine-zipper-like transcription regulator 1. Gene Ontology annotation, cellular component: Golgi apparatus. The transcript is spliced from 19 exons. The record is from RefSeq and is a predicted model, not a curated record. Gene Ontology annotation, molecular function: protein binding. NCBI's taxonomy places the organism in Eukaryota, Metazoa, Chordata, Actinopteri, Batrachoidiformes, Batrachoididae. Bases 415 to 2757 code for a protein of 780 amino acids.